This is a messenger RNA of Oppiella nova, 1884 nucleotides long. The record is from the annotation of a GenBank genome assembly. Lineage: Eukaryota; Metazoa; Arthropoda; Arachnida; Sarcoptiformes; Oppiidae.
GGGAAAGUAGUCAUCAAAAUGAGAGACGAAGAGAUGGAUAGACAGCCACUGAAAGCCAUUAAACCGGCCGUCGAUAUGAUGGUUACGGUUAAGACGUAUUUCCAUCCAAACAAAGUCUAUAUAAUAACCGGUGGGUUGGGUGGUAUGGGCCGGGAGAUGAUACCAUGGAUGCAAAAUUUAGGAGCCAGAAAGUUUAUAGUCACCUCUCGCACGAGUAUCAAAAACAAUUACAUCAAGUUUUUAGUCAACCGUUUCCGAAACGACAAACACUAUGCGUCUGAAUGGUUGGUGUCGACCGCCGAUUGUAUAACAACUGAAGGCACACAACAACUCCUAAAAGAGGCCCAAAAGUUGGGACCCAUUGGAGGGGUUUUUCAUUUGGCUGUCAACCUAUCCGACGGUUUCGUAGCGAACCAUACGAUCGAUACGUUUGGCGUAACGAUUGACGUGAAGGCAAAGAUUUUGGUGAAUUUGGAUCAACUGAGUCGUCAAUUGACCUACAAUUUGGACUAUUUUGUCGCAUUCACGUCGAUUGGCACCGGAAAGGGUAGCGCCUCAUUGACCAACUAUGGAUACGGGAACUCCAUGUGUGAGCGUAUUUGCGAGGCAAGGCGUCGUGAUGGCCUACACGGCCUGGCCGUACAGUUAGGACCCAUCGCUGGCGUAGGCAUGGUUGAGUACCUUGAGCACCGGGAUGAAAUAUAUCGCGUUACAGCUCUAAAACAAGUGAACGUUCAUUCGUAUUGCGAACUGUUGGACACAUUGUUGGCUAUUAAUACACCCGUUGUUACAGGAUUUGGUUAUCAAGAUACUCAAAUUGCCACCCAUGGCACCAGACAAUCGCGCAUGAUUGAAGAUUUAUGGCACCAAUUAGGCAUCGACCCUGAUGAUACACCAAGCAACGUUACAAUUGGUGAUAUAGGGGUCGAGUCGUUAUUUGCCGUAGAAAUACAGCACGAGUUUGAGCGGCAAUGGCGUGUCCAGGCUAGUUUAUAUCACGUUCGGACCAUCAACAUCGGCAUGCUAAAGGAGUUUGGACACGGUGACUAUCUACCGUUAAAAAAUCACCUAGAAGCCAUGAUAUCAUUAUCACACGCACUGUCCAAUCAGGUGUUUAUCAUAGCUAGUGACGAAUGUAUCAAGCUAAAUAAUAUAACCACCGGGCGACCUAUUUAUAUCAUGCCGACAUUAACGACCAACUUUUCGACGUUCGCCGAUUGGGCCCAAAAACACGAUCGUCCUGUAAUCGGACUGAACUGGACCCGCGAUUUAAACAAACUGAGCUCGCUCACCGAAGUGAAUGAACACUUUGAGCAAUUGUUACGUCGCCUGGAGCCUAAUGGCGCGUUCGACGUGGUCGGCCAUUUUGACUCCGGGCCACUUUGCGUGAGUUUGGCGCGCGCCGAGUGGGCCACAGUUAACGCGGUAAUUGUCGACGCGUUUGACGAGCUUAAACUCGGCGAUGAUAAUGACCAGGCUCGUUUGUCGCCGGACGUUGUGAUUAAGGUGGCCGUCGCCGAGUUUCCGGAGGCUGUCCGGGCGACAGUCGUACGCGAUAUUAAUAAUGAGCCAGAUCUAAAUAGGAAAAUAGGUGUAAUCGUAAAGGAGAUGUUGGAUAUCGCGGGAAAGGUGUUGCCGAUCAAUGAUAUAAAAGAGAUUUUUCAGAUUAUGUACGCGCGGAUACUUAUAUUGUCCGAGUUUACCAUGGAUAAACGUACCAAGGUGACCAUGGAGCAAAAAUUGUCGUUGAACAUGACGGGCAAGUUGACUAUCGUUAAGCCGUUGAAAAUUGUCCAUGAUGCUGAUGUGCGAGCAGUGAUUGAUAAAACUUUGAGUGACUAUUUUCUGCCAAAUAAUAAGAUUACCGGACCGCGAUAUUCUUAA